Aphidius gifuensis is the source of this 882-nucleotide messenger RNA. It is a transcript of the gene MED10, whose product is annotated as mediator of RNA polymerase II transcription subunit 10. The record is from RefSeq and is a predicted model, not a curated record. The coding region runs from base 51 to 449 and encodes 132 amino acids. The transcript is spliced from 3 exons. Gene Ontology annotation, molecular function: transcription coregulator activity. Gene Ontology annotation, biological process: positive regulation of transcription by RNA polymerase II. Gene Ontology annotation, cellular component: mediator complex; chromatin. NCBI's taxonomy places the organism in Eukaryota, Metazoa, Arthropoda, Insecta, Hymenoptera, Braconidae.
UGUAGACCUCCAUGCUCCAUGGUAAUUGGGGUAAUUGGUAAACAUAAAAAAUGGCAGCUUCAUUAGAGAGCUUGGAAGAACAGCUAGAAGAUUUUGUUGAAAAUGUUAGACAAAUACGUAUUAUGGUUAGUGAUUUUCAACCUCAAACACAAUCUGUACUUAACAGUAAAAUUCAAUCACUUGUUUCUGGACUCCAAGAAGUUGAUAAAUUAAAAUCUCAGGUUCAGGAUGUUCAUGUGCCACUGGAGGUUUUUGACUACAUUGAUCAAGGCAGAAAUCCUCAACUUUAUACAAAAGAUUGUAUUGAAAAAGCAUUGACUAAAAAUGAAGAAGUCAAGGGUAAAAUUGAUGCAUACAGAAAAUUCAAGGCCAACAUGCUUGUUGAAUUAAAUCGUGUAUUUCCAAAUGAACUUGCUAAAUAUCGUGCAAUAAGAGAUCGCAGUGAAUAAAUAGUUGAGUCUUUAUAAAAAAAAUAUUAAAUUAAUUAAUCAUUUUCAUAUUAUUAAAUUAUUUAAAUCAAAUGUAACAUUCAACAUUUUUUUCAUUAAAAAAAAAUCUAUUUAAAUUUUAGUUUUCUAGUGUUUUUAGCUUAUAUUUUUAUUAAUUACGUGAGAGUUAGUCUUAUAAGCCCAUCCUGAUAUCAAAAAAUUCCUUAUUGUUUCUUUUAUUACCUAUUAGUUUUUGGAAAAGAUGACAUUAUUACAAUUUACAAGUAUUGUUUAGUUAAGUUGGUAGAUAUUUUCUAACACCUCCUCCCAUAAGAACCCAUGUUUAACCUCCCUAAAUUAUGUCAACUUUGAAUAAUUAUUUAAAAAAAAAAAAAGUCUGAUAAGUUAUAUACUUGAUAUAAAAUUUUUAAAUAUAUAAAUGAUGGUGAUAAUU